GGCUCCGCCGGCCCAUUGGUCCCCUAAAGUUCCACUUUCUCAGAGUUCGCCGCUGGCUGCACCUCUGGCUCCAUUUCCCAACAGCCCUCACUCCUACCGAAUCCGCCUGCCCAUUGGUCUCCUCAACCUCAACAGCGGGACUCAGUUUCCCAGCAUCCCUCACUCCCCUGUCCUUCUCUUACUAGGGGUGGGACUCCCUAUUUCCCUCCACCCCAAGCCCCUGAUUUCUCCAUUCCCUCCCAACUGUAUCCUUUGGGGGAAAUAGCCGAUUCAAGUGGGGGAACGAUUAGAGUUCGGGUCCUUUUUUCUGUGACUGAUCUCUCCCAGGUUAAGGAAAAACUUGGUCCCUACUCUGAAAAUCCUACUAAGUUUGUAGAGGGUUUCAGAGCGAUCUCUCUUCAAUUUGAAUUGUCUUGGGGAGAUACUAAUAUUAUUCUCUCCACCUGUUGUACAAUUGAGGAGAAAAAGAGGAUCGGGUACUUAGCCCAGAAGUUUAGGGAUGAGAUGGCUAUAUCCUCACCUGCCAGAUACUCUUCAGGGGCUAUAGCCGUCCCGAUUGCAGAUCCUGGCUGGAAUUAUCAAAGGGAUGCAGACAGGGACAAGAGGGAUCAUAUGUUACUAUGCCUGGUUGAGGGGAUGAAAAAGGGCUUUAAAAAGCAAGGAAAUUAUGCAGAAUCAGGGAAGUAACCCAGGGAGCUGAUGAGAACCCAGCUCUUUUCCUGGGCGGGUUAGUAGAAGCUGUAAAGCGAUUCACUAACCUGGACCCUCAUUCCCCUGAGGGAGCAGCCAUCCUUGGUGUGCAUUUUAUUAGCCGGUCAGCCCCAGACAUUUGGCGGAAACUUAGGAAACUGGCAAUGGGACCACAAACACCUCAGUCCCAAUUAUUGGAGACGGCUUUUGGAGUCUUUAACAACAGAGACCUAAUUCUGGCAGAGUAAAAAGACUGUAAAUCUAGGGCCAGAAAUAAAGAGCAGGCUCAGCUUAUGGCUGCUGCCAUAAUCGGCAACCCCAAUAGUGCUCCUGGCAUCUUGAAAAUGGGGACACCUGCCUCCGAUGCCACAAGAAGGGUCAUUGGUCCCAUGAGUGCCCUUCCAGGAUUUCUUCCCAGAGGAACCCUCCGGGACCAUGCCCACUCUGCAAACAAGUUGGGCAUUGCAAGAGGGAUUGCCCCCAUGGUGUGAUGUGUGGUCGAGCAGCCUCUUCCCAGUGUCCUGCCCUCCGGUCCUCUCCGGACUUGGAGUGAUGGGGCCCAGGGCCUGGCUUUGCUCCCACCUUCUCCAUCUCGCUGGCUGAGCUCUGGGUGUUCGUCGACGUGGCAGAGCCAUUUGGGUCCAGUGACCAGAUAGAGAUCCAGAGAACUGGAGAUGGCCCAGCUCCCUGAAGGCUACUUAUGGGACAAAGACCUAUCCACCCAUGGUGCUGCUCAACUACUCAGUGCUGAUGGAGCCACAUUGAUCGGUGAUAAGGACAUGAUCCUGGAGAGUUGGGCUGGACACUUCCAUAGCAUUCUCAAGAGACCACGGACAAGCACUGUUGUAGCUACUGGCCAUCUACCUCAGGAGCUGGUGACAUACAAGGAUGUGGCUGUGGACUUCACCCAGGAGCAGUGGAGCUUCUUGGACCAUCCUCAGGAGUUGUACAAGGAGGUCAUGCUGGAGAAUGCCCAGAACCUGCUCUCCCUGGGGCAGCCAGUUGCCAGAGAAGAUUUGAUCUAUUAUUUUGAGGAAAGGGAAGCACCAUGGAUGCUGGAGGUAGAAGGCCGGAGGAGCUGCUGCCGAGGAGCUCACUGAGUGAGGUUCACUGGAAAGGCUUAUUGUGGAAGGAGAGCUGCCACGAGCACCUGUGUCCGCAGCCAUGGUCUGAUGCUGGCAGAGUGUGAAGAUAGAAAGAAACACGGGCCAGGGAUUUAUGGUGGAGAGGAGACUUAUGAAUGUGCUCAGUGAGGACCUGCCUUUCCCUGGAAGAUGCAGGUCACUCAACAUCACAAUAUUUACACUGGAAGGAAUCCUUAUAAAAGCAAUAAUUGUGGGAAGGCCUUCAACUGGAGCUCAUACAUGUGUGUAUAUUGGAGAAAUCAUCUUGGAGAUAAAUCUGAUGGAUUUGAUUAAUGACAGAAGACCUUUGCCUGUAGCACAGAUCUCAUGAGACUUCACAAAUCUCUUAUCUCUCCUUGCUAUUGUCUGGAAUUCUGCAUUCAUUUGGGUAUAUGUUUUCCCUUUUCCUUUCCUUAGCUAUUUCUAAGGCCUCAUUAGACAGCCAUUAUGCUUUCUUGCUCUUCUUUUUCUUUUGAAUAUUUUUUGUUGCUGCCUUCUGUACAUUAUUGCAAACCUCUGUCCACAGUUCUUCAGUCACUCUAUCAGCUCUAAUCCCCUAAAUCUAUUCAUCACUUCCACUUCAUAUCCAUAAGCAAUGCUGUUUAGGGCAUAUCCAAUAAAACCUUAUAUUUACU
Messenger RNA from Phascolarctos cinereus (koala), 2449 nucleotides. NCBI's taxonomy places the organism in Eukaryota, Metazoa, Chordata, Mammalia, Diprotodontia, Phascolarctidae. The record is from RefSeq and is a predicted model, not a curated record.